This is a messenger RNA of Phodopus roborovskii (desert hamster), 1392 nucleotides long. It is a transcript of the gene Atpaf2, whose product is annotated as ATP synthase mitochondrial F1 complex assembly factor 2. Gene Ontology annotation, cellular component: mitochondrion. The transcript has 8 exons. Lineage: Eukaryota; Metazoa; Chordata; Mammalia; Rodentia; Cricetidae. The coding region runs from base 134 to 1030 and encodes 298 amino acids. The record is from RefSeq and is a predicted model, not a curated record. Gene Ontology annotation, biological process: mitochondrial proton-transporting ATP synthase complex assembly.
GCGCAGUGGCGACGGCGUGCCGUAGGUGUCAUGAGGAAGAUGGCGGCGUGCAGAGGAAGCUGAGGGCUUCGAGCCCGUGGUGAGAGGCUUCCGUACAGUCUCUUCGCUCUAUUCGUCUUCUCUGUUUUGAUGUAUGCGUUCACCCAGGCCCUUGGGCGUGAUGUGGCGGAUCUGCCCCCGGCUGAGGGGUUGGGGGCGCGGGCUCUCGAACCGGCCUUCCAGUGACCCCACCGGCUCAAUGUGCCCGAGGCCAACCCUACGGCCUCCGGCCAGAGCCUAUGUACCACCGGCAGAAAGGAAGAGGUUUUAUCAGAACGUCAGCAUCUCACAGGGUGAAGGUGGAUUUGAGAUAAACCUGGACCACAGAAAGCUGAAGACUCCCCAAGCCAAGCUUUUUACCGUCCCCAGUGAGGCCCUGGCCAUUGCAGUAGCCACUGAAUGGGACUCCCAGCAGGAUACCAUCAAGUUCUACACCAUGCACCUGACCACAUUGUGCAACACAUCCUUGGACAAUCCAACCCAGCGAAACAAGGAUCAGAUGAUCCGGGCAGCUGUAAAAUUCCUGGACACUGACACCAUUUGCUACAGGGUGGAAGAGCCAGAGACAUUAGUGGAGCUUCAAAAGAACGAAUGGGAUCCAAUCAUAGAGUGGGCUGAGAAAAGAUAUGGCGUGGAGAUCGGCUCCUCUACCAGCAUAAUGGGACCCAGCAUACCUACCCAGACCCGAGAGGUGCUUACCAGCCACUUGUCCUCUUACAACAUGUGGGCCCUACAAGGGAUUGAGUUUGUAGUGGCCCAGCUCAAGUCCAUGGUGCUGACCUUGGGCCUGAUUGACCGGCGCCUGGCUGUGGAGCAGGCUGUGCUUCUGUCGCGCCUGGAGGAGGAGUACCAGAUCCAGAAGUGGGGCAACAUUGAGUGGGCCCACGACUAUGAGCUCCAGGAGCUACGGGCUCGCACUGCUGCUGGUACCCUUUUUGUCCACCUCUGCUCGGAAAGCUCUACUGUCAAGCACAAGCUCCUACAAAAGUGAGGCCUGGGUUGCAAAUGCCGGCUGAAAGGAACUGCACAGACACAGGAUCUCUGAUCUGGGCUUCCCUGGCUGUUGGAUCUUUGGACCCAGUGAAGCUCCGUUGGCCUCUACCUAUGAUGCUGUACUUGUGGAGUGCCCAGUGUGUGCCUGGGUCUUCCCUGGCCUUUGUGGCUUGGCUUUAUCCAGAAGCACCCUGUAAUGCCCUAGAGACACAUUUAUGCCCAUCCUGAGGUCAGACAGCUUCUGACCCAGGUGCCUUUGGCCUGGCCAGCAAUGAAGGAGGCAAAGAGACUUUGUCUCGACCCUGAUUUUAUUAAAUAUUCUUUCAUUCUGGAAAUAUAUCAAACCUCAUUUUCAUCUGA